Messenger RNA from Etheostoma spectabile (orangethroat darter), 2181 nucleotides. Its product is annotated as protein-tyrosine sulfotransferase 1. Lineage: Eukaryota; Metazoa; Chordata; Actinopteri; Perciformes; Percidae. Gene Ontology annotation, molecular function: protein-tyrosine sulfotransferase activity. The transcript is spliced from 7 exons. Bases 578 to 1636 code for a protein of 352 amino acids. Gene Ontology annotation, cellular component: Golgi apparatus. The record is from RefSeq and is a predicted model, not a curated record. Gene Ontology annotation, biological process: peptidyl-tyrosine sulfation.
UAUGUGUCUUUAAAAAAAAAAAAUAGUAAAUAGCGUUGAGACCUCCGCAUUCAGACUUUCACCAUAAGAUAAAACACCAAUGAGGAGCUGCUGAUUUCAGCUGUUUGGAUAGAGGUUCAUGCUUUUUCUUCGGAAUUCGGCAGUUUCACAGACGCUGACUUUCCCUUCAGCAGGAAGUCAGUGCUCCCCACGGUGAGGAACAAGAAGGCUUCAGAGAAAUCCUCCUGGAUCAUCACAAACUGUGCUGCAAAAAAGGCAGCAGAUCUUGAUGGAGUGAUGGAUUAGAGAUGUGGCUGGCUGUGGAGCACAGCAGGCCUGGAUCCUGCUCUCAGACACCAGGGCUGAGAAGCUGCAGAGGAGUGAGGAGUUUCCACCAUCCUGACCUUCGUCAGGCCUUCCUCAACAUCACCUUAGCGGUUCUUUCUCGCAGUCAUCCUCACCGACCAGGCAGUCAGUGUGUAACUAAGUCUUCAACUGACCUUUGCUGAAAUUUAAGAAGUAGUUACAUUCACAUUUGAUUCCAGCCACCUCCUCAAGUGCCCCAGAAUAUUGUUUUAUGUCCUCCUGAAUCUGAAACAUGAGGAACAUCAGAUCGACCCUACUGCUGGGCUGCGUGCUCUUCUGCUCUGCCUCCCUGCUCUACCUGGGCAUGAGUGGGAUAGAGUGCCCUCCAAAAAGCCAUCGGUACCGGUGGAUGGAGCUCAACCUGGGCUCAGCCAAUCAGAGCUUAUCCCUGACGGAACACUUCCCUGAAGACACACCCCUCAUCUUCAUCGGAGGCUUUCCCAGGAGCGGCACCACGCUGAUGCGCGUCAUGUUGGAUGCCCACAAUGCUGUGCGGUGCGGGGAAGAGACCCGAGUGAUUCCCCGCCUCUUGGCCAUGCGGGCCACCUGGAGCCGCUCAGUGAAGGAGAAGAUGCGACUGGACGAGGCCGGCGUCACUGACCAGGUGUUGGACUCGGCCGUGCGAGCAUUCCUGUUAGAGGUGAUAGUUGGCCACGGGGAGCCUGCUCCUCGCCUUUGCAACAAGGAUCCGUUUGCCUUGAAGUCGCUCUCAUAUCUGUCACGCAUCUUUCCUAAAGCCAAAUUUGUGCUCAUGCUACGAGACGGACGGGCAACCGUCCACUCCAUGAUAUCACGCAAGGUGACCAUCUCUGGCUUUGACCUGAGCAGCUACAGGGACUGUCUGACCAAGUGGAACAGCGCGGUGGAGACCAUGUUCAGCCAGUGCCAGGCAGCUGGGGAGUCCAGAUGUCUGCCCGUCCGCUAUGAGCAGCUUGUCCUCCACUCAGAGGAGGAAAUGAGGAAGUUGCUUCACUUCCUAGAGCUGCAGUGGGACCCCUCAGUGCUGCACCAUGAAGAGCUGAUUGGAAAGGCUGGUGGCGUGUCUCUGUCCAAGGUUGAGCGCUCCACAGACCAGGUGAUGAAGCCGGUGAACACAGACGCCCUCUCCAAGUGGGUCGGGCACAUUCCCCCUGACGUGAUAAGCAACAUGGCUGAAAUCGCACCUAUGCUGGCUCGCCUGGGCUACGACCCCCAUGCCAACCCCCCCGACUACACGAGACCAGAGCCCACGGGGUCCCUGUUCAACGACUCCCAGAAUUUGAAAGCAACAGAGACUCCACAUCCCAGUUAAGCAAAAGAGGAAAAUCCAGCUUUGCUGUGCCACAAUAUCCAUGCACCUUAAACACAGACUUCCAGUUCAAAAGGAAAGAUUUUUAAGUGUCUUGUGUAUUAUAAUGUGCGGUGUUAAUGUCUGAACAUGAGUGAAGUGUUAAAAAUAUGGACCCAAGUGAUUUGGGUUUUAAAUGUCACAUGGACUACCUGCUCGUGGAAGUUUCUCAGUCUCCAACAUUUCAUCCACUGUGAACCGACAGUAUAAGACGACGGCAUUUUAACGCAUCUUCUCACCUCGUACCGGAAAGUAUUUCAACAUGUCUGUAAAGUUGUUUCGAUUCACCACAAAUGUGAAUGUGUCUUUAGACAAAUCUUUCACUUACUGAGAGUUCAGUCAGUGUUUAUGAAGCAGAGUGACUGUUUAUUUUUAAAGAUGUAUGUUUAUUUUCUUAAUAAAUUAUUUUGGUGUUGACCAUUUGUUCGGGAACAGUUGUUUAUUCUGAAUUGAGUUUUUUUUAUUGUUGUAUAUUGUUGAACAUGAAUAAAAAGAUUCUAAACGUCACC